GAUUAUAACUUCUAAACAAAUGAAACUGGUUUGAAAAUAUAUUACUGAGAUAAUUGUAAAUUGCGUGAAGCUUAAUUUUAAAGUUGAGAGAUGCUGUUCGAUGCAACAGUUGGUAAAACAGUUUCCAUUCAGUUGUAAAUGAUUGUAAGGUGCUGCCAUCGAGUGACAAAAUAUUCAAGUAAAAUUUCUAUCCACCUUUCAACGCUUUUCAAACUUCUCAGUAAGCGCAUAUCGAUUCAAGCGCGAAGAAAGUAACCGUUGGCUUUCCACGAGCGUCCUAUCAGUUACGGCUUUUUUCGUUUAAAAUAAUUUGUUAUUUAUAACAAUUAGUAUGGAAUCUGCUAUCGGUCAUCUCGAACAAAGUGUUCAGAAAGCGGACGGAAAGUUAGAUAUGAUUGCAUGGCAAAUUGACGCUUUUGAAAAAGAAUUUGAAAAUCCCGAGAACGAGAUUUCUGUGCUUCGUCUGUUACGGUCUGUUCAUCAAGUUACAAAAGAUUAUCAAAAUCUUCGUCAAGAAAUAUUGGAGGUUCAACAAUUGCAAAAGCAACUUUCAGAUUCCCUUAAAGUGCAAUUAUCUCAGAAUUGAACGCAGAUCCUUGGAUGUCUGCUUUUACUGUCUACAUAUCACGUUCCCGCGUUUUUCGAACGUCUAUUUCAUCUUUUUACAUGUGAUACUUCUACAAGUACUCACUGAUCCUCUGUUCACUGAAAAUCAAUAGCAAUUGCAUAUAAAAAAAAAGAAUGAAUAAAAACGAAGACUAUAGUUGUUUAAAAAUGUGGCGAUCUUGUAUCAUUAUUCUUGAUAUACAUAGGAUUUAUUCAAUUUGCAAUAUAAUUUAUUUCAUUUCUUUAUUAUUCGAAACACUUCGUGUAAUUAAUUUAUAUAAUAUUUCAAAUGUCUAUAAUGAAAACAAUGAAAUUAAUUAUCGCAGAAAAUAUACGAAUGGCAUUUGUAUUUGGUAAUUAUAACCUAAAACAGAUAAAAGUUGGAGAACUUGCUUCGUUUUUAAUUGAUAUCCUUGUAUACUUCUUUUUACAAAUGUUAUCGAUAAAACUUUAAUGCAUGUUGCACGCUUAAACACAAUAUAAAUGCAAAAAAUGUAUCAACCAUUACUUUAUACAAAUUUUUCAUUGUUCAUUCGUAAUAAGCGUUCAAAUGGUUCGCAAAAUUGUAUCAUUUUGAUUCCAGUUUGAAUUUUUAACGAUCAAUUACAAUAUGAUUAAUUACCAUUAAUAUAAUUACGUUAAUUGAAAUUCGUAAAACAGAAUAUCUAUUAAUGAAACAUAGUAUAGAUACAUAUUUUAGUUGUUCCAUUGUAAUCCAUUUAGAUAUUUUUGGCUUAAUAUGUUUUCCAAACAUUCAGUGAAAUAUUUAUGGAAGCAUUCGUAGAUUUGUUCAAAUUGGAAUUCAUCCAGGACAAUGUUCGUAUCGAGCGUUGAAAUUUACCAAAUUGUUUACCAUUGUAUUAUACACGAUUGCUCAAAUAUUUCGAUGUACAUUAUACAGAAAUUAUAUGACACGAUAAAAGAAAUUGUAUCUUUUUAGAUAUUUAUCACACUAUUAUGUAAUAAAUUGUUAACUCUGUAGCAAAUCAUUAA
Osmia bicornis bicornis is the source of this 1599-nucleotide messenger RNA. RefSeq lists its product as uncharacterized. NCBI's taxonomy places the organism in Eukaryota, Metazoa, Arthropoda, Insecta, Hymenoptera, Megachilidae. The record is from RefSeq and is a predicted model, not a curated record. The coding region runs from base 332 to 586 and encodes 84 amino acids. The transcript is spliced from 4 exons.